Messenger RNA from Prionailurus viverrinus (fishing cat), 1032 nucleotides. It is a transcript of the gene NPBWR2, whose product is annotated as neuropeptides B and W receptor 2. NCBI's taxonomy places the organism in Eukaryota, Metazoa, Chordata, Mammalia, Carnivora, Felidae. The coding region runs from base 1 to 1032 and encodes 343 amino acids. Gene Ontology annotation, biological process: neuropeptide signaling pathway. Gene Ontology annotation, cellular component: membrane; neuron projection. The transcript has a single exon. The record is from RefSeq and is a predicted model, not a curated record. Gene Ontology annotation, molecular function: neuropeptide receptor activity; neuropeptide binding.
AUGCAGGCUGCUGAGCUGGAUCCCCUUGAAAGCAGAGGCUUCCCCUUCCAGGCUGCGGUGGGCGCCAACUUCUCCUGGGACAACGGCACCGGGCACAAUGUCACCCUCCCCGAGCCGCUGCCACCCUUCUACGUGCUCCUGCCAACGGUGAUCUGUGCCAUGGGGCUGGCAGGUAACACAGCCAUCAUCUACGUGAUUCGGAGGGUGCCCAAGACGAAAACAGUGAGCAACGUGUUCACCUUGCACCUGGCCGUCACCGAUGGCCUCUUCACGCUGGUGCUGCCUGUCAGCAUCACGGAGCACCUCCUGCAGCGCUGGCCCUUCGGGGAGCCGCUCUGCAAACUGGUGCUGGCCAUCGGCCACUACAACAUCUUCUCCAGCAUCUACUUCCCGGCCACCAUGAGUGUGGAUCGCUACCUGGUGGUGCUGGCCACCACACAGUGCCGCCGGGUGCCCCAGCGCACCCUCCGCGGAGCGAAGAUCACCAGCCUCUGUGUCUGGAUCGGUGGCACCAUCGUGGUCCUGCCCUUCUUCUCCUUUGCUGGCGUCUACAGCAAUCAGCUGCGGGUCACGAGUUGCGGGCUGAUUUUCCCGCGGCCUGAGAGGGCCUGCUUCAAGGCCAGCCGCAUCUACAUGCUAGUCCUGGGCUUUGUGGUGCCCAUGUGUACCCUCUGCGUGCUCUACGUGGACCUGUUGCGUCGGCUGCGGGCCCUGCGGCUCCUCUCCAGAACCAAAGCUCUGGGCAAAGCCAAGCGAAAGGUGACCACCCUGGUCCCGGCUGUGCUGGCCGUGGGCCUGCUCUGCUGGACGCCCUUCCACCUGGCCUCCGUCGUGGCCCUGACCACAGACGUGCCCCAGACGUCACUGGUCAGCGGCAUGUCCUACAUCGUCACCAGCCUCAGCUACGCCAGCUCCUGUCUCAACCCUUUCCUCUACGCCUUCCUGGAUGAGAACUUCCAAAACAGCUUCCGCAGCACGUUCCGGUGCUCAGGGGCCUCAGCGCCCUCCGCAGAGCCCCCGUGUGUCUGCUAG